Molecule: messenger RNA, 1080 nt
Organism: Penicillium salamii
Lineage: Eukaryota; Fungi; Ascomycota; Eurotiomycetes; Eurotiales; Aspergillaceae
Source: the annotation of a GenBank genome assembly
AUGGUCUACUAUGUGCGGUUCUUGAAAACCCCCCGAAUUCAAAAGGGCUCUAUCACCGCUCUCAUCUGCAUCACCACUGAUUUGGGAGACGCAUUCCUGGCAGAAGAUGCGGAUCUGGUGUUGACAGUCGAAAAGGACAAGGAGGUUGUUUACAAAAGCCAAAUAAAAUGGAAUGCCUAUAAUCGCGAACUGCCAAUUACUCUGGGUCCUCUCCCGGUCAAUUUGAUCAAGACUCUGGUCUUGAAGGUUGAUGCAGAGGCAGAGCCCCCGUCCAAGUCCAAGUCAAUAAGCGAGUCCGAUCUGUCUCCCUCAAUACCACUGAUCGUGGGUGCCAUCAGUGCCCCAUUUGGACCUCAAAACACCCCAGCCGCGAAGCUUGUCCAGCGGACCAUCAAUGCCCCCGAGGCAGUAAGGCUGCAAGUAUGGGAAGAGACCGGAAAUAGCAUUGCCCGACACAUCUGGGAUGCGGGGCUGGCCACCGUGGUAUACCUGGGCGAGACUCUCCAAAGAAUGUCCCAAGGAGACGUGAAACGCAACAAGGCUACCAAAAGCCCACUACCAGCACUAGAAAAAGUCCUCAGGACCAGCCGCAGCUCAGUCAUCCAGGUGGUUGAGCUGGGCGCAGGAUGCGGGAUCGUGGGCAUAGGCUUGGCACAGAUGCUUUCCCACUGCUCGGUCCUCCUCACGGACCUCCCCGAGGUUGAAGAGAUUAUCACCCGGAAUAUUAACGAGACCCGCCCGGCCAACGUGUCCAGCGUGCGAUAUCAGAAUCUCGACUGGGAGCAGCCCCCAGACGACCUGUGCUCGCAGCCUAUUGCCCUGAUCCUCGUCUCGGAUUGCACUUACAAUGCCGACAGUUUGCCUGUCCUGGUCUCUUGUCUGGAUCGAUUGGUUCGGACAUCCCCGGAGGCGAUCGUCUUGGUGUCGCUGAAGAGACGACACGAGAGCGAAACGGUGUUUUUCGACCUGAUGCGGUCAGCUGGAUUCCGCUCUGUGCAGGACAGUAUGGAGCUUCCAUCUGAACAUGGACAGGUGGAUGAGAUUGAGUUCUAUUGUUAUAGCCGUGAUGUGCGAGUAUAG